CGGCAUCAGGUGAAGAUUUCAAGUUACAAAGAUCUCUUUUACACAGCAAUCAGACAUUGCGUUACGGUCUUUUUGUGUUGUUUGAUUCUCCAAUUAUCUUGCUGUCAUGGUAUUUCGCGUUUUGCUCUCACCUCUUCCUAAUUCUCAUCCUUUCUUCGAGCGGGAAUGUCCUCUUGAUCAUCCACUGAAGAUUGGUCGUUCGGUAGCUAAGUUCAAGUCGUCUCAAGACAAUUUGAUAUUUGACUGUAAGGUCUUGUCGAGAAAUCACGCACUACUGUGGGAAGAAGGGGGGAAGUUUUAUUUGAAAGACACUAAGAGCAGCAAUGGAACAUUUGUAAACAGACAGAGAUUAAGUCGUAGUGGAGACGAGUCUAGCCCAGUUGAGGUGAAAGCAGGAGAUGAACUACAAUUUGGAGUGGAUGUCAUAGAGAACAAGAAAGUAACUCACAGUUGCAUCAUCGGGACGGUUACGUUUAUUUCACUGGAUCCUGCAGCAGCAACUGCAACCAUUGCAAAGCUGGAAACUGUAUCAUCUCGUGACUUGCUGGAAUUGUCUCAAGUGCUGAGAAGCAUGAAGGAAAGGGAGCAGUCGCUGUCGACUAAACUAGCAAACAUUCAAGACAUUGUGGUAGGGGUGGAGAAUCAAGCAGAACAUGGAUUUCAGGCAUUGUUGACGGAAGAUCAAUUGUUGUUAAGAAUAGAGAUGCUUGAAAAUCAACUUCAAUUGUAUAGUGAGAAGUACACUGACGAUGAAUUGCAUCAUCAACUGUCAGAAUUACUAGAUCAAAAGAGACAGUACGAGCUAAAGUCAAAGGAAUCGCUCAGAAGGGUUUUACAGGAGAAAUUGGAGUAUGCUAGUAAACUCUCAGAAAUACAGAGAAACUAUGAUCAGUCUGAAGAGGAAUGUGAGAAGAUGCGAAAUUUGUAUGAGAAGUCGCAAAAGAACGCUGAAGAACUAGCAGAUGUGCUGAAAGCAAAAGAAGUUGAGAUGUUGGCGCUUCUCACUGAGACGCAUGAAGUACAAGAACAACUUUCUGGCCUUCAAAAACAGACCGACACAGAAAAUGUGCAUCUCAAGGAACAGGUCACACAUCUUACUGGAAGAGAGAGUAUGCUCACAGUUCAGGUUGAAUCAUUACAAGCUGAAGUUGACUUCACUAAAGAGCAACUUGCUGCUUCUCGAGCCAAGCUGGAACUACUGCAGACACCAGUGAGCAAAUCAACUGUUGGCGUGCAAGCGAGCGCAGAAUACCAAAACGUGGGAGUGCAGACUGACAGCAAGACGAUGACUGACAGCAAGACGAUGACUGACCGGUCAACACAGACUGUAAUGCCGACGUUCAUUGACCAGGAAGUUCAAACGGAAUGCUGCAAACAGGAUGUGAUCGCUGUCGUUGCGACACCGGUUACAGAACAAGUCGAAAUGCAGAAGACUGCCUUGCUACACUCACAAGUACCAGACGAAAUCUCGAUGUCGACGGAUAACGUAACGGUUGGGGAUCUCCAGCAGCAAAUUGCGCACUUUGGAACUCAGACUUCUGCGUUGGAAGCACAAAAGAGGGAUCUUCUCGCUGAAGUGGAAGACCUCAAGUUCAAGUUGCAUGACGCGGAAUCUGCAGCUGCUUCGACCGACGUGUCUCAGACUUUAAAUCAAGUGUGGAAGCAGCUGAAUGAUGCAAACGAGGAGAACCGACGACUUCGCGCCACAAUGUCUCAACAACGUUCAGAGGUUGAUACAGUCCGUAAUCAGCUGAAAACAGAGCAAAAUACACUAGCAAAAGAGAAAGCUGAACGAGAGCAGAUGACUAGAAGAAACAAUCUUCUCAGCAUACAGCUUACCGAAGCUCAGGACCAGCUUCAACUGGUGGAGGAAAAGCAAGCUCUGGCUGUUAAGAGAAAGGAGUCGGAAGGGCAAGCGACGACUGAACAGCGCCAGAGACAGCGUGAACUGCUGCAGAGGCACUUAUCAAACCUCAAUCGAAAAGUCCAGGAGAAAACCGAACGCAUUGGCAUUCUUCAGAGUCAGUUGAGUGACGUCAAAGGCAAACUCGCUCGCGGCCACAUGUCUCGCGAAAUGGGUGUCGUUCUUGGUGUUGUGGCUGCUGUGCUUGCCUGGUUUGGACUCUGUCUCUUCUCUUGGAUCUCCUAGUAUUACAACGUUUGUUUCCUAAUACUAACACAGUUAGAUGGUUUUUUGUAGAAUUUAUGGAGAUUACAGAUAAGUAAAGAAGGUAGAAGUAUGCCAACUGUAGAGUUGGCGUGGCGACCAACGUAGUUUGAAGAAUUGACUCACAAAGUGGGCCAAAUUGCCAGCAACAACUACUUAUUACUUCCGAUUGCUCUGUUUGUGGAUUUCGUUGAGUAUUUGAAUGAAUGAGAGCGUUUUAGUCUCGCUA
Corticium candelabrum is the source of this 2396-nucleotide messenger RNA. RefSeq names its product sarcolemmal membrane-associated protein-like. Gene Ontology annotation, molecular function: protein binding. The coding region runs from base 107 to 2149 and encodes 680 amino acids. The transcript has 21 exons. The record is from RefSeq and is a predicted model, not a curated record. Lineage: Eukaryota; Metazoa; Porifera; Homoscleromorpha; Homosclerophorida; Plakinidae.